This is a messenger RNA of Caenorhabditis briggsae, 1137 nucleotides long. Gene Ontology annotation, molecular function: serine-type endopeptidase inhibitor activity. NCBI's taxonomy places the organism in Eukaryota, Metazoa, Nematoda, Chromadorea, Rhabditida, Rhabditidae. The transcript is spliced from 6 exons. The coding region runs from base 1 to 1137 and encodes 378 amino acids. The record is from RefSeq and is a predicted model, not a curated record.
AUGGUGUUGCGUCUUUGCCGCUUCUUGACGCCAUCGCUAUCAUCGUCGUCGGCUAGUGGCCGUUGCGCAAAACUUUUUCUUCUCCUCUUAUCCGCUAAUUCGAUCUUGAUUGGUUUUGUUCUCGGUCAGCUGCCAGAUGAACUUGAUCCCUUCCUCGAGAAGUUGUUCGAAUUUGAAGAAUGCGAAGACUUCUUAGGAUCCACAGACUACACCAACAUCGCCACUACAAAAUGUGACCCACAUACUUGUGAUUUUCCACGUCAAAUAUGUGCUAGGCCAGCUGCCAAAUUUCAAGAUUCAUCAGCUAAUACAUGUAGAACGAUUCCGUUGGAGUGUAUAACCGCUGCAAACGGAGGUGUUGCUCCAGGACCAUCCAUCCGUCCCACUCCAUCUCCAUUCAUGCCACAACCUUCAAUUCCCAAUGGCAUCUCUCCAAUGAUACCGUCUCCUUCAGCUGUAUCUGUCACUCCAUCUCCAACUGAUCCUUUGGCGAUUUGCAAAAUGGGCGUACCAAACGGAAGGUUUUGUGGCUUUCGGCCAAUGUUCACCUAUAAUAAAGAGACGUUGCAAUGCGACGAAUUUUGGUUUCCUGGAUGUCGAACUGCCGAGACGAAUGCGAAUCUUUUCGAGGAUUAUCAACAGUGUCAAAAGGUAGCAGAAAUGUGUAAACCAACACCUCCACCAACUCUCGCUCCAUUCCGACCACGUCCACACACAACUCGUCGGCCACAACCACCUCCAUCUCCCCCACCUCCUCCACCGCCAUCUCCAUUUGUGGAUGCUUUCAAAUCAUUUGGUGGCAAUAGCCAAGCUGGUCAGGGAGCUCUCGGAGCCAUUGGAAUGUUCACUGGAAGUGGAUUAGGUCCAACUGGCCAGGGACCUCUUGGAAACUUUGCACCCAAUCCAAAUGCAGGUGCACCUCCACCAGCAGCAGGCGGAGCUGGAGGUCAAGAUGGACAGGAUCUAGGACUGUUCGGAUUGAUUCAGCAAGGAAUAAUGGGCGCACAAGCAGCUGGACAAGGUGGGAAGCCAGGAAAAGAGGCUACUGCGAAGGCAGCUGGGCAGAUUCUUCAACAGUUUACUGGAUUUGAUCUUGGUGGAAUCGGAAAUAACUUUGGGGGGCUUUUCGGAAGAUAG